Paramuricea clavata is the source of this 320-nucleotide messenger RNA. NCBI's taxonomy places the organism in Eukaryota, Metazoa, Cnidaria, Anthozoa, Malacalcyonacea, Plexauridae. The record is from the annotation of a GenBank genome assembly.
AUGGCGACCAAACCCGAAGAGAAAAUCGCAGUUCUGGAUGUUAAAUUAAAGCAGUUACUUAUUACAUGUGGGAGAACCGUAUCUGUGUUAGAAUCGACGAAAGAUGUCGCAAUAAAUCGCCAAAUAGAGUCGCUAAAAGCGCUUUCGAAAGAUGUCGAACAAUCGCGUCGCGAAGUCGAACCAGAAGAUGAAAUAACGACAUGGAAUGCCGAAGUUGAAGAGAAAUUAUCGAUGGCAGAUGAGGAUAUUAAGCGACUCGAGAAAUGGCAAGACGAAUACAAGCAAAAGAAAGAAUCCAUAGCGCGAGAAGAGCAGUUCAA